Cavia porcellus (domestic guinea pig) is the source of this 9829-nucleotide messenger RNA. RefSeq names its product MAM domain containing glycosylphosphatidylinositol anchor 2 (gene Mdga2). NCBI's taxonomy places the organism in Eukaryota, Metazoa, Chordata, Mammalia, Rodentia, Caviidae. The record is from RefSeq and is a predicted model, not a curated record. Bases 298 to 3375 code for a protein of 1025 amino acids. Gene Ontology annotation, molecular function: protein binding. Gene Ontology annotation, cellular component: membrane. The transcript has 17 exons.
AAAGGAGAAACCCAGCGCGCGAGAGAGCCCGGCUCCGUGCCCCGUGUCAGAGGCCACUUCCUGCUCCCGGCCGUCCGACCCGGCUGGCGCGGCGCUGCGCCCCGGCCCCUUGCCCAGCGCGGAGCGAGCGCGGCCGGCUCCGCAGAGACUGGAGCCUCCGUCUCCGAAGAGCGCUUCGCCGGCCUCGCGCUCCCCUUCCCACCACCGCCCCCUGCGAGCUCCCCGGCGCCCGGUGCGAGUGCGGCGUGUGAGUGUGUCAGGGUAUUGUGCUGCGGGAGUGAGUGUGUGUGCGUGUGCAUGAGUGUGGGGCGCGCGGGGCUCCUGCGCUCCGCUCGCGGCCGCCGCCGGGGAAGGACGGACGGACGGCGCUUCCUCCUCCAGCGAGCGGCUCCCGGGCACCUCGGCGCGGCGCGGGCGCGAGGGGAGCGCGCCUGGCUGGCCGCCGGCCUUCGGAAGGUCCCGCUGCGUCCCCCCUGGGCUGGAUAUGUUCAUGUUCACGUGAAGAUGGAUUUAGUGUACGGGCUCGUGUGGCUGCUGACAGUCCUCCUCGAGGGGAUCUCCGGCCAAGGAGUGUACGCUCCCCCCACGGUUCGCAUUGUGCACUCCGGCUUGGCCUGUAACAUUGAGGAGGAGCGCUACUCCGAAAGAGUCUACACAAUCCGGGAAGGAGAAACCCUAGAAUUGACCUGUCUGGUCACAGGACAUCCACGUCCACAGAUCAGGUGGACCAAAACAGCAGGAAGUGCCUCUGACAGAUUCCAGGACUCCAGCGUCUUCAACGAGACUCUGAGGAUUAGCAACAUCCAGCGACACCAAGGAGGCCGGUAUUACUGUAAGGCGGAGAAUGGCCUGGGCUCCCCAGCAAUAAAGUCAAUCAGAGUGGACGUGUACUAUUUGGAUGACCCUGUAGUAACUGUUCAUCAAAGUAUAGGUGAAGCUAAGGAGCAGUUUUACUAUGAGAGAACAGUGUUCCUGCGGUGUGUUGCCAAUUCCAAUCCACCUGUUCGGUAUAGCUGGAGACGUGGGCAGGAAGUGUUACUACAAGGGUCAGAUAAAGGAGUUGAGAUUUAUGAACCCUUCUUUACGCAGGGUGAAACAAAGAUCCUAAAACUAAAGAAUCUUCGACCUCAGGACUAUGCUAAUUAUAGCUGCAUUGCGUCAGUGAGGAAUGUAUGCAAUAUUCCUGAUAAGAUGAUGUCAUUUAGACUUUCCAAUAAAACAGCGUCUCCGUCAAUUAAGCUCUUGGUGGAUGAUCCUAUAGUUGUAAAUCCUGGCGAGGCCAUAACACUAGUGUGUGUUACAACAGGAGGAGAGCCUGCACCCUCUCUCACCUGGGUCAGGUCCUUUGGGACCCUCCCUGAAAAGACUGUUUUGAAUGGAGGAACUUUGACCAUCCCUGCCAUCACCUCUGAUGAUGCUGGUACUUACAGCUGUCUUGCCAAUAAUAAUGUGGGAAACCCUGCAAAAAAGUCCACUAACAUCAUUGUGAGAGCAUUAAAAAAAGGACGGUUUUGGAUCACUCCAGAUCCUUAUCACAAAGAUGACAACAUCCAGAUCGGACGUGAGGUGAAGAUUUCUUGCCAAGUAGAAGCUGUCCCUUCUGAGGAGCUAACAUUUAGUUGGUUUAAAAACGGUCGUCCUUUAAGAAGCUCUGAGCGGAUGGUUAUUACACAGACUGAUCCUGAUGUCUCCCCUGGAACAACCAACUUGGAUAUCAUUGAUUUAAAAUUCACGGAUUUUGGGACGUACACAUGUGUAGCCUCUCUGAAGGGAGGAGGAAUUUCUGACAUCAGUAUUGAUGUUAAUAUUUCCAGCAGCACAGUUCCACCCAAUCUGACUGUUCCACAGGAAAAAUCACCUUUGGUCACCAGAGAAGGAGACACAAUAGAACUGCAAUGUCAAGUAACUGGAAAGCCUAAGCCAAUCAUCCUGUGGUCUAGAGCAGACAAGGAAGUUGCAAUGCCUGAUGGGUCAAUGCAGAUGGAGAGUUAUGACGGGACUCUGAGGAUUGUGAACGUGUCUAGGGAAAUGUCAGGAACGUACAGAUGUCAGACGAGCCAGUACAAUGGGUUUAACGUCAAGCCAAGAGAAGCCUUGGUGCAACUCAUCGUUCAGUAUCCGCCCGCUGUGGAACCAGCAUUCUUGGAAAUUCGUCAAGGGCAGGACCGCAGUGUCACGAUGAGCUGCAGGGUCCUGAGAGCCUACCCAAUACGGGUGCUGACCUAUGAGUGGCGCUUGGGGAAUAAGUUACUACGGACCGGUCAGUUCGACUCUCAGGAGUACACGGAGUACCCAGUGAAGAGUCUUUCCAAUGAGAACUACGGGGUUUACAACUGCAGCAUUAUCAAUGAAGCUGGAGCUGGGAGAUGCAGCUUUCUUGUUACAGGAAAAGCCUACGCUCCAGAAUUCUAUUAUGACACCUACAACCCCGUGUGGCAGAACAGACACCGUGUUUAUUCCUACAGCCUGCAGUGGACACAAAUGAACCCUGACGCAGUGGAUCGAAUUGUCGCAUACCGCCUGGGAAUUCGGCAGGCUGGACAGCAGCGUUGGUGGGAACAGGAGAUUAAAAUAAAUGGCAAUAUACAAAAGGGAGAAUUAAUUACAUACAACUUGACCGAGCUCAUUAAACCAGAGGCUUAUGAAGUCCGUCUGACUCCUCUCACCAAAUUUGGUGAAGGAGAUUCAACAAUUCGUGUUAUCAAAUAUAGUGCUCCUGUAAAUCCUCACUUAAGAGAAUUUCAUUGUGGGUUUGAAGAUGGCAACAUUUGUUUGUUCACCCAAGAUGAUACAGAUAAUUUUGACUGGACAAAACAAAGUACUGCAACAAGAAAUACGAAAUACACACCGAACACGGGACCUAAUGCUGAUCGUAGUGGCUCCAAAGAAGGUUUCUAUAUGUACAUUGAAACAUCUCGACCCAGACUGGAAGGUGAAAAGGCUCGACUCCUCAGCCCUGUCUUCAGCAUAGCUCCCAAAAAUCCAUACGGACCCACAAACACUGCAUAUUGCUUCAGCUUCUUUUAUCACAUGUAUGGACAGCAUAUAGGUGUUUUAAAUGUAUAUCUACGUUUGAAAGGACAAACAACAAUAGAGAAUCCACUGUGGUCUUCAAGUGGGAAUAAAGGACAACGAUGGAAUGAGGCUCAUGUGAAUAUUUAUCCCAUUACUUCAUUUCAGCUCAUUUUUGAAGGUAUUCGCGGUCCUGGAAUAGAAGGGGAUAUUGCCAUUGAUGAUGUAUCCAUCGCAGAAGGAGAAUGUGCAAAACAAGACCUAACAACUAAGAAUUCCGUUGAUGGUGCUGUUGGGAUUUUAGUUCAUAUAUGGCUUUUUCCAGUUAUCGUCCUCAUCUCUAUCUUAAGUCCUCGAAGGUGACCUUAUCCUGGCAGAGGCUAUAAAAGAUUCACCUGGCACUGGCAUGAUGAAAGAGUCUUUGUAAAUGGACAUGAAAAAAAACAAAAAAACAAAAAACAAACUACCAAAGAUUCCUCCACUGACUACUGACUGAAACGUAAAAUAAUAAAAAACAAAAUUUUUUAAGCACUGGGGAUAAAAAGACAUGAUGGAAGUAUAACUUAUUCCAAACUACAUAUAAAAGAUAACCUUGAUAUGAGUAGAGAAGAGACCUUCAGGUGCUUUAGUGGCUAAAAUGAUUACAGCGUCAUCUGGUUGAACUCUGGGAAAAAAAAAAAAAAAAGAGCUAUAGAAAUCCUUGUCAAAGCACAAAGUCAUGGCUGGUUUUGUUUCAAAUGAAUAGUUUGCUUGUUACCAUGGAAACCUAAUGGCCUGCCAACAAAAACCUCACUGUAAACAGGGUACAUGAAGAGCUGGCAUUUAUUUUCCUUUCAAGAAGGUUUUACGUAGAGAAUUAAAUAAAUGUAGGCCCUUUUACCUUUGGCUGUUAGCCUUCCUUGAAAAUACCGGAACUCAGAAUUAUUUAAAGCAUUUCUGUUCCUCCCCACCUGAUCCCCACCGCAUACUUAUUAUUAGUUUCUCCUUCCAUGGCUAAGCUAGGUAACUGUAUGCUGUCUCUCUCUGCAUGCACCCACUCUCCAGGGCGGUAAACCUGGGCUUACAUAUUACACAGGCUUAUCGGAGUUGCUUGCGGCCACUUGAACACCCAAACUAUGUCAUCUGUUCCAAUGAAGAAACCAAACCACCAUCUUUUAUAAAUUGCCAUGGAAACCAAGUGCCUUCAAUGAAACAAGCCUGAAAUAAUUUUCAACUCAGAAGCUUGCACUGCUUAGAGUGGUUUGUGUAAAACUAUUUUGUAAACAAACUACAGAGCCUAAAUGUGCAAAUCACAGGCAAGACAACCAAGCCGCUUCUGAAGAAGAAAGGUCCGGAGCUGCUGCGUAAGCCCAUGCAGACAAGAUGUUUGUUCUUUAACCUCCUAGACAGCCAUGGCCUUCCGGCUUAUUGUCCAUUAAAGAAUAACUUCCACUGAGACCAGACAUGGGAGCGAGACUUUUUCUUCCAGGUUACUAAAUGGGUCAACCAGAGCAAAAAGUUGUUAAGAUAAUACUUAGCGCAGAAGGUGGUAAAACACAAAAGUAAUUUUUUUACUGUAAUCUCCAUCUGAAAUGAAAUUGGCCCUAGCUUUAGAGGGAACUAGAAAAUGUUUGUGAUUGCAGUGCGUACAAACUCUACAGCGGAACUGGGCCUGAAUAAUCUGGCUUUAUUCUAAACACUGAGGGAUAUAUGCCUCUGCCCUAUAGUCAGACUCUGUGCAAAUUGUGAAAUAUUAUUUUAUUAUUUUAUCAAGAUAAACAAAACACUUUUACAAAAAAACAAAAACCUGUAAAAAUGAUUUUGAGCUACCUGAGGACAAAUCAUAUCUUUAACCAGCCAGUUUUCCAAUGCAUUGUAAAUUUCACUUAAACCUAUUGGUUAUGAAAAUUUGGAGAUCUUUUUCCUUAAAUUAUCUCAGCUUUUAACUUCAUUUAAAAAAGACUUGUCUAAAGAAGACUAUUACUAUUAUGUGUUAUUUAAACAUCCCAGGAUUAGAAAAACGGAUUAUGCAAGCAAUUGGGAUAUAAGUAUUAAAUUAUAACAUUUGCAAAUAUUAAUAUAAAAAGCACAACAAAAUGUAGUGAAAAUGAAAAAGCUUGAUUUUUAAAAGAAAUCUGUAGAAAUGUUUGUGCAAAUUCAGUAAUUCAACUUAAAAUAUAAUUUUACAGCUAUGUUCAAUAAAGCCUCUUUCCAGGUAAGGUAUGACAAGCGGUACGUGUGUUUGUUGGGCAAUCUUCACUUCCCACUAAAGUGAGAUUAGUUAUGCAAUUUAUUGGUUGUGUUAUCAUAAUUAAUCAUCAGUGCUCCAUACACACACUCUUUAAGUAUGCAGUAAGAGAUUUGUAGUAACAACGCCCUGAUGCAGUCUCCCAUAUUUGUAACACAUGUUAAAAAGUAUUAAACCUUUGUAGGUAAAAUAUGAAUUUGGCAUAUUUCAUAUUUUCAUAGUCAGUUUAGGGGAAACACAUUAGAAUAUUUAGGUAGUGAUAUAAUUGAGCUCUAAAUCAACCCUUAAAUAGAAUAAACAAGUAAGUUUCUUAAUUUACUUGAAUGAAUUAGGCAUAUUGAAAGUUUUUUUCAAAAUUCUAGCCCUUCAUAUAUUUUUAUCAAACCAAAGAGAUUCAAAUAAAGGUUAUCUGGGGACACUUAGCUUAAUAUUUGUUAAAUUACAUUCACCAUGACUUCUUUUUUAUAGCAGCUAACCGCUUCUCUUCACUCUCACCACUUAGCAAAUCAUUGUUUUACUGCAUUAUUACUGUCAAUAAUACAAAUAAAACUUUUAAAUCGAAAAAGAAGCAUAGCUCAUUGCCUUCUUUUAAGUAUCUUUAAGUUGAUUUGAGAGAGGCUUUUGCAAAAAAAGAAGUUAAAAACAAACAAAAAUUUAAAUUCAGAAUAUUUGAAUAUAUAUAUAUAUAUAUAUAUAUAUAUAUAUAUAUAUAUAUAUCUCCAUCCAUAUCCUUUAGAGGAUUACAACCAAAUUACCUUUACUUUUAACUAAUUCUGAACAAAGAAAGUGCUACAAAUGAAAGUUUCAAUUAUACCAUGAAGCACUUAUAAAAUACUAAAAUCUUUUUUAAACUCUCACAUAGCAAGAAUACACACACUUCUGAAAUUCAUGAGAACUGGCUGGUACUUCAAAAUUAAUUUUAAUUAGAUUUUUAAGAAAUUGCAGAUGCUUGAGAAGAACAAAGGAGUACUCAGAAAUGCAAAGAGAUCAGAUUUAUUGAAAUCAUAAUAAAUUAAAAUGUAUAUCUAAAGUGAAUUCUGGUUUAUUAUGUAAACUAAUAGACAAAGAGUCAGUGUUGGGUCACUUCCGAUCAAAUAUUCAGUUGUUCCAUUGAAAGUAAAUGAUACAAAUGCAGAAAUUUUUAAAUGAUUGGGAUAAAUGAAAUGUAAAUUAUUCUAAGUAGCCUCUUUAAUAUUAGUAAUAAUAAUGAACUUCUGUUUAGCAACUGCCUUCCUUUUAUUAAUAUUUUUGUAUUUAUUAUGAGUUGGAUUCGACAACAUAUUAUCCCUUUCCCAUUUUGAUAAUGUAUUUAAAGUAUAAUUGGUGCCAAUGUUUUCAUUGUUGUUAUUUUAUAGAGAGGUGUCAGGCAAUGAAGUUUCAAAUUUCUGGGAAGAAAGACAUACUGUGUAAUUUCCUACUGCCAGUAACUGAUCUCAAUUAAUUAGGAACAUUAUUCUGUUUCAUCAAUUCAGAAAUGUUUGCUUUUCUACACUUUAUCACGUCUGCAAUUGGGCUUGUUUUAAUUGCAAUUGGCAACAUUUCUAUGUAAUGUAUAAAAUGAGUCGUAAAACUAAUGGCAUUUUAAAUAUGAUAAAAUUUACUGAAUUUUCCAGAAGUGCCAAACAAUACCUAAAAUUACUACUUUUCAUUAAUCCUAAACAGACAUAAAGUUUAUCAUACCGUAUUUUUAAGAUUCAUAUUAGCUGCUCAUCAUCAAGGCAGUAUUUAUUCUGUUUUUUUUUUUUUUUUCUAAAAAUUCAAAUUGUCUCUUAGGUGUUCAUGCAUACUACCCUCAUUUACUUUUCUUUCUUUUAUCUUGGUACCUAUGGUUUUAGUUCCAUCACAAAAUUUAUUACACGAUGUAUCCCUGGUUUAAAAUGUUCUGUGGUCACUGUACUUAACAGGUCAGAAGUUUGGCUUACCAUUAAAUUUUCUCUAAGAGAAUUGAAAUAUGCAUGGUAUGUCCCAAGGCAUACAGUUGACACUGCAACUGAUAAUAUUUUAUUUCACACAUAUCACAGAAUUGACUUUGGCAUGGCAAUGAUUAUAAUUCAUAAUCCUUACAGUUAGAACCCACAUGAUCAGUUAUAUCAUGUAAUAACAAAAACAAUAAUAUUCUUUACUUUUAUAUUUUAAAAUAUGAUGAAAUACAAAUUACAAGUGUACUAACUUUUCACCAAACAUGCAUUUUUAUUUUAAAGACUUUAUAAUAAAAUUAAUCUGUCAAUAAAAUGUGUAGUUUUAAGAAAAAUUAAUUCAUGUAGUUCUGCACUUAAGGCUAUGAAACUGGCUGUGGUAUUCUCCAUGACCUAUUUUGUCUGUUUUGAUCAGUGAUUUUAAAGAUGGUGAAAGACUAAUCCAAUUUUGAUAGACUGAUUACAAAGGAUUCUUUUGAAUGCACAUUCUGUAUCAAAAACUUUUUUAAUGUGCCUUUCAAAGAUGAGGGCCACUCCACAGAUACUUAAACUGGAAAAAUGUUCCAAUGCCUCCCCAAAUACAAUUGCUUCCUGGUUGGUGACUGCUUCUUACUAAUCAAUUCAUCUGUGUCUCAACAAAGCAGAAGGUUUACUCUUCUUGCAACUGGGUAGUUGAUGUCAAUGAGGAGUUAUUGCAUUUUCUGUGAAAACAAUAAAAUCAUAGGGUUCAAUCCCAAGCUAUUCCUUUUCCUACAAUGUUCCCUUUGUGGCUAAACAGUUUAAUUAGUUUUCUUAAUGCUUAUUUUUAAAAGCAACGUCUGGCAUUUUCUACUUUGACUUAAGAGAAAACUACAACAAAAUGAUCAGAAUUUUUCAAGUCUAAAAUAAAAAGUCUUCGCUGAAUAUCCAUAAUAUGUAUAAGCAAACAUGUAUGUUGUUAUUAUGUAAAAGAGAAAGACUUCAAAGCUUGAAAUCUUAAUGUUAAUAUGUCAAUUCAGGAUUAACCCAUCAUAUGUCCAUGUCUACUUAGAAACAAAGAUGAGAGAGAGAGAAACAAUCCAUAAACUUUUAUAUGGAUUACUUUAUUGACAUAUUUUAAUUUAAAGCUUAGUAAAUUCUGAGUAGUGAUUUCACUACCCUGAGUCCAUGCUGACUAUAUUGAAAUUAAAGAGAUGGAAUUCAAAUUUGGAGUAGGGCAGCGGUUAAACUCUGGGUAGAAUUUGAAAUAGUUUCUUAAGGGGAUAUUUACAAAUGAUUGAAUUUAAUUUCAACUGUACUAAUUUUCCAUGAGUCGAGCUGAAAUGUACUCUUAUUUUUCAAUAAAAUGUUGGAAAAUUCUAUGAAAUAGGGAUUAGUUUGUUAGUUUCAGUUUGUUUCCAUAUGGAUUUAAUUGUUGUCCUGUAUUUCCAGGAUAUCACUUUUAUUUCUUAAUCCUCACCAGUAUAUUUAGAUGUAUAAGUUUAAUCAAACAUAAAUUGUGUUGCAUUUAUAUGGAAUAUUAGUUACAUUUGAGAUCUCAAAGUUUAGAUUUAACUUAAUUUCCCUUUUGAUAAUUUCCUUCUGCUAAAUAGUUUGAGAUAGCUGUAUGUUAUUUUCCCUUGGACUUUUUUUUUCAAUAAAUGAAAUUAUGUUAAACAUUCUAUUAGUGUUUUGGGGAAAUUUCUACUGUCAAUAAGCAAAAAAGUGAGAAGUAAAGAUAGUUAGAAUGACAAUUAGAUUUUCGAUUUAAAAUGAAAAUGCCAUCAUUCCUCAGAGUUUUAAGAAGGUUUAAGAAACUCAACACCAGAGCGAGCACAAUUAACCCACUAAGAAAUACAAUGACUUUUAUAUUCUUUGUGAGCUUAUUUAUAAAAUUGUGUUGAACAAGUAGACACUAAAAUCUUAUGGAAUAUAACAAAUAUGAUCUAAGGAAUAUGAGUCAAUUUAGUAAUUGUGUGCUUCUGCAUGAUAUGGACAAUAAUUGUAGUUUGAUGGUGCUAAUCACAUAUCUCAAACACAUUAAACUCAAUCUGAGUCUUCUGAAGGAAUCGAAUAAUACUCUAGGCAAAGAUUUGUGUGAAUCAAAGUUAGACAAGAUAUUAAAAAUUAACUUGCUUAUCAUCGUUUCCCUACUGCCUAUUUAGCUUAUUUUUUCUUAAUCUUUACAAUUGGAUUUAAAUAAAUCCAUGAACCUUUGGAAAUGCAGAUACAGUUAGUAUCAACAGACCCAAUUUUCUGUUUGAAAACCAACUCCCAGGCAGCUGCUUAAGUGUUAAAUCAUUGCUGAUUCUUCAUAAACCAUUUUAGUGUAGCAGUCAAAUUAAGGCUCUUAUAUUUGCUUUUCAAAUGAAAUUAUAGAGCCUCCUCCAAGAACUGGAUGUGUCUUUCGUAUUCCCAUAAUCCCUAUAGUAUGGUGGUAAGUUAUAACUCUGGGUUAUAUGGAGAUUAUAGAAUGAAUUAUUGCUGAAUUAUUCCAGGAUUCAGAGGUAUAUUUAGAACAGUCAAUAUGAAAAGCUUUUAUCUUUCUCCUGUGAAACCUCCUGACAGAAGAUCCGUUUACUGAGAAAAAUGAGAAGAUAUCCAACUGAAGAAGGAUUUAAUCAUUACAACCGUGUUUUCUGGCUCUUCUUAAUUUAACAGAAAUUGAUCAUAUUUCUUAAUAAAGGAGCAAAUGUUAAUAUCUUUGCAAGCAAAA